CGUGAGCUGAGCGCAGAGAGAUAGAGGAUUGGGAUCCAGAGAGGGAAGGAAGGAGGGAGAGACAGUGGGAAGCUAAACAGGUGGUCUGAAAACACGUAAGACAACAAUGUCGUCCUGCGGGAAGAUGCGGGAGCAGCCUUAGUCCCCGCGUCCGUGAGAGAAUAUCAGGGGAAAGUUUGGAGCACAAAGCCUCCCAUGCUCCUUUCUGCUUUCCCUGUAGUCCUCGUACCGCUUCUCCUCCUCGCCUGACUCCGCCGUCGACUCGGGAAGCCCUCCCUCGGAUUCUACAGCAUGAAAGUGACGGUUUGCUUCGGCAGGACGCGCGUGGUGGUUCCGUGCGGGGAUGGGAACAUCAAAGUGCGCGCUCUCAUCCAGCAAGCUGUCAUGAGAUAUAAGAAAGCCAUCGCUAAGGAUUCUAAUUACUGGCUCCAAGUCCACCGACUGGAGCACGGCGAUGGCGGCAUCCUGGACUUGGAUGACGUGCUCUGUGACGUGGCCGACGACAAAGACAGGCUUAUAGCUAUUUAUGAUGAGCAGGAGCCUCAUCAUGGAGGUGACGGCACCAGCGCCAGCUCCACCGGGACCCAGAGCCCGGACUUGUUUGCCACAGACCUCAGCGCCGGCAGUGGUGCCUCUGCCUUCCAACCCUACAAGGCAACGAGUGAAAUUGAAGUCACACCGUCCGCUCUGCGCACCAACAUGCCCCUCCAUGUUAGGCGCAGCAGCGAUCCCGCUCUGCUGACAGUGAACGGACCGUUUAGCGCCGUGGAGUCACGGGUCCAAACAGAAGAGACGCCAUCCAGAAAAACCCCUACCCGCUGGUCCACCACCGCUGGCUUCCUGAAAGCACGUCACUGCUCCGGCACAAACAGCCUGGAGAGGAAGAGUAAAGGUUUGGAUACGUAUCGCAGCUUACCACGGGAUGCAGGAACCUGGGCUAAUCAGAGGGAGUUUCAGCGAGAAACAGCCCGCUCUUCCCUCAGCGCCAAUCACCCCAUGGUUGACCGCUGGUUAGAGAGGCAGGAACAGGAGGAGACAAGAGAGGAGGGAAAUGGGAGGAUCGAGCCGGUGGGCCGGGCAGACUCCUGCAUGGAACACACUCCCUUCAGGUCUUUGGAAGACAUUGUCCAAGUGGUGGAGGUUUCUAACGACGGCGGGCCCCUGGGAAUCCAUGUGGUGCCGUUCAGUGGCAGGGACCGCAGGACUCUUGGCUUGUUGGUCAAGCGUCUGGAGAAGGGAGGGAAGGCGGAACAGCAGGGCCUGUUCCAAGAGAACGACUGCAUCGUCCGUAUCAAUAACGGAGACCUGCGAAACAUCAGAUUCGAACAAGCCCAGAAUAUGUUCCGUCAAGCCAUGCGCUCUCCUGUGAUCAUGUUCCACGUGGUGCCGUCCUCCAUGAAGGUCCAUUAUGAGCAGAUCUCCCACGCCGAGAGGAAUCCUUCCUUCUCCUCUGGCCGCUAUAGCCCCAACUUCACAGCGGGGGGCACAGGCUUGAAUGCCGACCAGCAGAAGAUGUCCCGCCAUGGCUCCCAGUCUCACCCACACGCCCACCCUCACGCACACCUUCACCCAGAAGCCGCUGACACUUACCCCCCCCUGACACACCCUGCUGUCACUGCGGCGAAGCCUCCCACGGGACAGACGCACUCGCCACAAAAGGGGCUAAACUCCACCCUGACGUCAGGAUACACAAAGAAAGUUGGGAGAAGACUCAACAUCCAGCUGAAGAAAGGCCCUGAGGGACUGGGCUUCAGUAUAACGUCAAGAGAUGUUCCCAUCGGGGGCUCGGCACCCAUCUACGUGAAGAACAUUCUGCCGCGGGGAGCCGCCAUCCAAGAUGGCCGCUUAAAGGCAGGAGACAGGCUGCUGGAGGUGAACGGAGUGGAUCUGAAUGGGCGGACUCAGGAAGAGGUGGUGGCAUUACUCAGGGCCACACCCAUGGGUGGAGCUGUGGGAUUGCUGGUUCUACGCCAAGAGGAUGCCUUCCUCCCCCGGGAAGUGAGUGCUGAGCCCCAGAUCCAACACUCCAAUGAUUUGCAGAGGACAGAGGAGGAUGAGUUGGUUCUAACUCCUGACGGUACAAGAGAGUUUCUGACCUUUGAGAUCCCGCUCAGCGACUCUGGUUCUGCAGGGCUGGGCGUGAGCGUCAAAGGAAAUCGCUCCAAGGAAAACCACGCAGAUCUGGGCAUUUUUGUGAAAUCUAUUAUUAAUGGAGGAGCGGCCUGCAAGGAUGGGCGGCUGAGAGUAAAUGACCAAUUGAUCGCUGUCAACGGGGAGUCUCUGUUGGGCAAAACCAACCAAGACGCCAUGGAGACGUUACGCAAGUCCAUGUCAACGGAGGGCAACAAGCGCGGGAUGAUCCAGCUCAUUGUUGCCAGACGAGUGGUCAAGAGAAAUGAGGAGCUUCCAGGAAGCCCCCCGCCAUCAGAGCAGACUGUGAACACUUCCCUGGACGACCACGAGCGCAGAAUCUCCCACUCUUUGUAUGGUGGCCUUGAAGGCCUCGACGACAACCUGAUGCCCCGACCAGGAAUGAUCCCACGAACGAUAGGAAACUACCAGCUCUCGCCGACCGUCAACAUGCCGCAGGAUGACACAGUGAUCAUAGAGGACGACCGGCCGCCGCUCCUCCCGCCGCACCUGUCCGACCACUCCUCGUCCAGCUCUCACGAGGACGUGGGCUUUGCUGCUGAAGGGAUGCCAGUGUGGGCCAAAGAGCUGCCUGCUCACAACGACAGGACCUUGAGUCCAGAUGAAAACCAACCCGACGGGGCUUUUCAGAGGGAAGGGUUUGGGCGCCAAAGUAUGUCUGAGAAACGCACCAAGCAGUUUGGAGACGCCGCCCAGCUAGAGAUCAUCAAAACACGCAAGUCGAAAAGCAUGGAUCUAGUAGCCGACGAGAUUAACCUCACCCCUCGUCCCGAAACCGGAUCAGGUUCUUCCACAAAAGAUGUUGGACCAUCGCUGGGCUUGAAGAAGUCCAGCUCUCUAGAGAGUCUUCAGACAGCCGUAGCAGAGGUUACGCUCAAUGGGGACCUCCCGUUCCACAGGCCCCGCCCCCGAAUCAUCAGGGGGCGCGGUUGCAACGAAAGCUUCAGAGCUGCCAUCGACAAAUCCUAUGACCGGCCCGCCACUGUGGAAGACGACGAUGAGGGCAUGGAGACGUUGGAGGAGGACACGGAGGAGAGUUCCAGGUCUGGGAGAGACUCCGUGUCUACGGUGGCAGACCAGACGCCAUUGUCCGGCAUGGAAAAGCCUCUGGUAAACGGCACUUACCGCACCAAAGACGAGAAGAAAAAGGACAAGGACAAAGGAGGGAAAGAGAAGAAGAAGCCUGAAGGAGGGAAGGAAAAGGGAAAACCAAAGAAGGGCAUGCUGAAAGGACUCGGGGACAUGUUCAGGUUUGGAAAAUACCGCAAAGAUGAGCGACCGGGAGAGAAAAUAGAUCGGAAAGGAUCCAACAAAUGGAAACCUGAAGAGGCGCAGGCAUCAGACGAAGACAUGAUGAAGAUGAGGCUGGAGCAGGAGAGGAUCCAGGCCAAGACCAGGGAGCUGAGGGAGCGUCAAGCCCGGGAGCGAGACUACGCCGAGAUUCUAGACACAAGCCGCACCCCAGAAAGACCCUCGGAUGACCACUACUCUGCCGCCAACCCGCUGAACUGCUCCCUGGACGGCGGCCACAGCCGGCCCCACAGCCCUCGCGACGACCCCUUCCAUUUUAAUCACCAGCACCAGCACUCAGAUGCCAGUCUCUACAGCCAGCUUGGCAAGCCUCGCAGUGAGCGGCCUCCUUCAACAGACAGUUACCGGUUAACUCCUAGCAACCACGACCGGAUACAGAAGCUGCGGCAGGAGUUCCAGCAGGCCCAGAACGUCCCAGAUGACCCAGAUGAUCGCAGAAGAACCUACAGCUUUGAACAGUCCUGGUCAAACGUCAACAGCAACGGUUCCACCGGGUACAGCCAGCCGGGUCGGCACUCGGUGUCGGUAGAGGUGCAGAUGCAGCGACAGAGGCAGGAGGAGAGGGACUCCUUUGCUCAGCAGCAGCGGCAGUACAGCUCCCUGCCACGGCAACCCAGGAAGAAUCCCAGCACCGUCUCCCAUGACUCCUGGGAUAAAGCUUACCCACCAGGUGAGGGAUUCCAGAUGGCCAAGGACAAUCCAAGGUACUCCAGCUAUCAGGGCUCCAGGAACGGAUACCCAGGAGGAGGCAGCGUCAACGCCAGAGUCCUCCUGGAGGCCCAGGAGCUGUUGAGGCAGGAGCAGAGACGCAGGGAGCAGGAAGCCAAAGGAAAGCUGAUGCAGGAAAGCAGCGGUAAAAGCAGCUACGACGGACACACGGUUCAUCUGAAGGAUCCAGCCUCCCCAAAGGGGCCGUACCGCCAUGAUGUGCCGCCCUCGCCCUCGCAGCUAGCGAGGCUCAACAGACUCGGGUCGGAGAAGGGGAGACUCUUCUACUCUUAAGGAUUUAGCCUUGAAUUGAAGGAUGAACAACUGUACUCAGACGGAAUGUCACAAACUACCUAAAGGUCUUAUAGCUUAGCAGCGAUCUUAGAGGUAAACUGUUGUGAAGUCUGCACAGUAUGUGGGUGUUUGUGUUCGAUCCCCUGCUGUGCCUCUGACCUAUACCGGCUGUCAGUCACUCACUCAGCCACCUACAUCCAUUAGAUGCUCGGUGCCUUCUCUGCACUCCAGAACACUAUGCUCGUUCAGAACCGCUCUGAUUCAUCCAGAUCUGGCGCUGCUGUGUUCUGACAAUCAAGCAGGCAAACGAGUGGGCGUUCUUUCGAGUCCUCAGGAAGGCGUACGUUUCUCUGUGUGGGCAUGUGACAAGGUACAUGUUUCAGUGAGCAGCCUGCGUGUCCCAUGGUUACUAGUCCCACCUGUCAAAAAUCUGUUGCUCCUGAAUUUUCUGCCUUUCUCUGGCAUUCUCUCACAGGGGGAAGCAGAGAAAACAGGUUUAGGUGGGGGAAAGAAAGCAGGGCACGCCGUGUGUGAGUUUUAUUAAUAAAAGGCCCUUCAUAAAUGAUUCAUAUUGUGUGCUUCCUCCUUGGAGGAGACUCAGGCAGAGAGCGUAGACAGCUCUGAUCCUCUGCCUAGCCCUGCCUCCCUGUUCUGAAUCGCACUCGUCGGCCUCCAGCCCGAGCUCCCAUCCUCUCCCACCGUCAUUCUCCUCUCAUUUGCUCACAAUCCACCUCUGUCUCAUCUCACCCUUCCUCUCCUGCUAACGCCCCCUCCCCCUUGCCUCUCGAGCUGUGCUUGUCGCUGAAUUUUUCAUCAGAAGCCACCUGCUGCCUGUCAGAGCCAGAGAAGGCUACUACCAGAGGCUCCAAGCUGGACCCAGCCUGUGACCAAGAGGGCAGCAAAUUAGGAGAAGAGGAUAUUAAACAGAGCCCAUUUCUACUGUUUGUAACAAAAGGCUACUUUUUUUCCUGUAUUUUGUUUCAGUCAGUGUUCAGACAACGCUCCAGGAGUCAGGCAGGGAGGGCGUCAUUUUUGAAAUAAAGCAGUGAAUGAAAGAACAAAACGCUUUCCUCACAACACCUUCAAUGCACAUUCAGGUGUCGCAAUGCAAGUUUUUAAGUCUGUUUUCAGGCUGUACGUACAAAACCAGUUAAAAAUCAAACCGGCUGAACUUUGACCAAUCGAGGACUUGGAUUUGGUAAUGUCGGAUGGAUGAAGUCUCUUAAUUCACAGAAGUGCCAACCAUUUGAAAAUUGAUAAUUGAGGAGAAAUGGGUUUGUGCCCGAAUGGAAUUACACUGACCAAAACUAUAAACGCAACACUUUUGUUAUUGCUCCCAUUUUCCACAUACACAAAAUAAGCAGUUCUCUGAAAUAUUGUUCACCAAUCUGUCUAAAUCUGUGAUAGUGAGCACUUCUCCUUUGCCAAGACAAUCCAUCCCACCUCGCAGGUGUGCCAUAUCAAGAUGCUGAUUAGACAGCAUGGUUAUUGCACAGGUGUGCCUUAGACUGGCCAUUGACAUUCAAUAGCCGCUCGUUUUGUACGAGCCUGAGAAACUGACUUAAAAACUUCUGUAGCGACACAUGAACGUGGGAGUUUUGAAUGCAGAAGCCCCAAACGCACAUUUAAGCACAUCUACAUAGACCUUUCAUUGGAAGUGGCCACUUGAAUACGCACUUCCAAGCCGAGUGUGAACAAACUAUCAGAGUUUGGGGUGACGAUGGUAGCAGCUUCUAAAGCAGGUGUGGGCAACUCUAGGCCUCAAGGGUUAGUGUGACUGCAUGCUUUCCAGAGAAUGGCUGAUUACCUGGAUCAGGUGUGUCCAGCCAAUUAGGUUGUGGCAGAGCAGCUGGGUGUGUUGGAAAAACAGCCAGGAAUGCAUUUCUCGAUGCCACCCUUGCUCUAAAAACAUCUGCACUCAUCUGCCGUUGUCAGAUCCACAUAAAAACCUCAGUUUACCUAAAAAACUGAAAUCCUUAUUAUCAUUAUAAAGCAGCAAAUUUCUUUUCUGUGGUGUGAUGUUGAGGCGUAGCUCAGGAGGCAGUGCAGUUUGAGUUUUUUGAAUCCUUGACUCUUGAAGUCUACAUAAAGACUUGGACUGUUUAACAGUUAACAUUAACAUUUAAGUUCUGCUGUCUCUGGUGUUUUUUUGGAUAAUAAGCUACAGGGGAGAGCGUGCCAUAUAAGUGGGUCAAUACAGGUUUGUUAGAUGAGCUUUUAUCACCAAAAAUAAUUCAAACUGAUUGGGAUUAUGUUUUAAACAAGGUGGAAAUAAACUAGGAUUAAAAGCUAACUUGAGAGAAUUUAUUUCAACUUCUAUGUCAGUGGGAAUGUUGUGAACUUUGUCGAGGUUUGAUGCGUGAUAGAAUGUGAUUAUAAAUGUUUUUCUGUACUCUGUGAGGAGGCUCUGCUGUUGGAUGAUCAGAGUAUUGCGUUGCUUCGUUUUGCAUUAACAAUGCAUUGAUCUGCUUUGUGUCAACAUAGGAACUGACGUUGUUUUUAAUCCUCCACAAAUGAAACUGGAGGCAACAGUUUGGCUGCUGGUUUUAUGACCUUCAAUUAUUUACAUUUUCACUUCAUUAAAAAUGCGACCUGUUAUUGCCAAAUGUUUCAGCCCAGAAGAAGCUAACCCACCACGCACGCACGCGCGCACACACACACACAAACACACACACACACACACACACACACACACCCACACACACACACACACACGCACUCACACACACAUGCUGCUGUUGGUGGCAACCAAUGUUUUCAGUCUGAACGUUUGUGACGACGCUGUUUCUGCCUGCAGGCGAGACAGAGGGCGAGCUUUAAACAAAAGAUGAACACAGAGAAUCAACAGAGAAGCUGUGGAAAACAAACAGGCGGUUUCGAAUGCCACCUCCCUCCUACACACUUUCCUUAUGCAGAGUGAAGCUGCAUUAUCCCUGUCUGUUAAUGAAGCGCAGCACUGGGAAAGUUUAUGCUCUGCACGGCGGGGGGUGGGGGGUAGACUAGUGACAGGAAAUGCGUAGGAAGAUGAAGGAUUCCAGACUGAUGAAAAUUUGGGGUAUUCACCUGUUUUUUUUCUUUUUUAUCAGGGUGUUAGACAGAAAAAAGCAACGUUUUGUGUUUUUAAAGCCCCACCGGAGUAUGGAAGGGAGAGCUAAACGGUAUGAAAGAAGGAAAAAGUGUUUGACCUCUGCUUAACAAAUUUAUGAUGUCAAAAAGUGCCUGAGGGAAUAUCUCUAGGAAACACAAAGAGGGACACAACAUUUGUCUGUGACUGCAGCACAUAAACUGUGGCUUUUUAUCAUUAUCCAAUGAAAUGGUGUCAUUUUUGUAUUUUAUCUAUGAGAGUUGAUGAGUACUGCAUAUUUUCCUCUGGCACAGCCUUCCAGCUCGUUGUGUUCUAUGACAUGAAGUUAAUGAAUGCUGAUGAUGUGCAAUGUGCUUGUUUUUUCAGAGAAAUGUAUCCAGACACUUUUUCCUGUACAUAUCAAGUUUAGAAUAAAAUAGAAGGCUGCUCCAUCCUGUUGACCAGCCACCAAACGGC
This is a messenger RNA of Oryzias latipes (Japanese medaka), 8005 nucleotides long. RefSeq names its product par-3 family cell polarity regulator alpha, b (gene pard3ab). Gene Ontology annotation, biological process: establishment of centrosome localization; intracellular protein localization; microtubule cytoskeleton organization. The record is from RefSeq and is a predicted model, not a curated record. Gene Ontology annotation, cellular component: cell cortex; adherens junction; apical plasma membrane. Gene Ontology annotation, molecular function: protein binding; phosphatidylinositol binding. NCBI's taxonomy places the organism in Eukaryota, Metazoa, Chordata, Actinopteri, Beloniformes, Adrianichthyidae.